UUGCCCCUUUUUUUUGUUUUUUUUUUUGUUUUUUUUUGUUUUUUGUUUUUACGGAAAAUCCCAUUGCCCAUCUUUGAAAACCCCAGCUUCUUCAACCUGCAGAAAGAGUUCAAAUUGUAGAGAGAGAAAGUGAUGGAGAAGACAAGCAAAGAGCUGUUGCAAUUGGAGCACAAAGACCCUUCUUCUUCCUUUAAAGAAUCAGCGUUGCUUGUUUGUGGGAAGAGCAAGAAAUCGAUAGAGGAGAGGCCAAAUUCUGAAGGAAAGCCCUUCCCUGCGCCACUCCCUAAAAGCCAAGUGCUUGGGAAGGUAAAGGAUUUCCUAGGAGUAAUUUCUGAAGCUAACAAAACUCUACAGCUUAAUGCAAAGGACAAACCUGAGGAAUUUGAUAUUGAAGUUUUGCAUGGUAAUGAAUCAGAGUACAUUGAAAUGGAUUUGAUGCUGGGUGUUGCUGAUCUUCAAACUCCAGAGGCCAUGGAAGCCGCAGAGGCUGCAAUGGCCGGAAACCAACCAGUUGUAGAUUUACAUACCAAUGACAGCUCUUCAGAAUCAGGAAGUAGCAGUGGUGAUGAUGACGAUGAUGAUGAGGAUGACAGUGAUGAAGAUGAAAAUGUGAAGGCUGAUUCUUCUGAAGGACAUUCAGAUAUGCAGGUAGAUGGUUCUUCAAGACAGCAGUCAGAAAGUCGUAUUAAGAGAAAACAGCCUAAGAUUGUUGUGCUCCCAUAAAUCCCCUAUUUACUUUGAAGAAAUGAGUUGCAAAUUGGAGAUUUCGCAGGUGAAGAUUGUUUCAAUUUGCAAAGAAAUUUAGUGUGCGGUGUUGUAACUCUUGUAAGAGAUUACUUGUGACUUGUGAACAGUCCGGAUCUAUAUGUAGUCUAAAUUUUGCUACUUCCCUUAUACAUAGAUUGAUAGAUAGCUAUUGUUUAUUGUUAUGCCCACAUUAUAGAUAGCUAAAUUUUGCUCCCAUGAACAAUGUUGCUUUUAUCAUAUGCAAAUCAUGUACCUUUUUGGUUUUU
Chenopodium quinoa (quinoa) is the source of this 1013-nucleotide messenger RNA. Its product is annotated as histone deacetylase HDT2-like. NCBI's taxonomy places the organism in Eukaryota, Viridiplantae, Streptophyta, Magnoliopsida, Caryophyllales, Amaranthaceae. The record is from RefSeq and is a predicted model, not a curated record. Gene Ontology annotation, biological process: box C/D snoRNP assembly. The transcript is spliced from 5 exons. Gene Ontology annotation, molecular function: box C/D methylation guide snoRNP complex binding. The coding region runs from base 133 to 723 and encodes 196 amino acids.